ACCCCUCCUCAGUCCUAAUUCCUGUUACCUGCACUCACUGUGUGAUGUCUAAAGCUAGAGGGCAGGACUAUGUCUUUCUGUAUCACCGAGUGCACUUUCUGGUCCUUCUCAGAUUCAGAUUAUGGGAUGGAUUCUCCAUGAAACUGGCUCACGUUUUGUCUCAAUGCUUGGAUCUCCUUCCAAAAUACACCGCCUAUACCCCCAGAGUGGAAAAACUUAAAUACCCCCUUUUCCAAAAGAGUUUAAUCAUUUUGGGUGACAUUGCCCCGGUGUGCAGGGACACAGCCCUCUUACACGUGCAUGAAUGAAGUGGGAUGAGCUGGCUGGAAGGAAAGCUCUGGACCUUGUCUCCUCCCUGGUCUACAUUACGCGUUUAUACUGAAUUUAGCAGCGUUAAACUGAUUUAACCCUGCACCCAUCCACACAAUGAAGCCCUUUAUAUCGAUAUAAAGGGCUCUUAAAACCGAUUUCUGAACUCCUCCCCAACGAGGGGAGUAGCGCUGAAAUCAGUAUUGCCAUGUCGGAUUAGGGUUAGUGUGGCUGCAAAUCGAUGGUAUUGGCCUCUGGGCGGUAUCCCAGAGUGCACCAUUGUGGCCGCACUGGAAAGCCAUCUGAACUCAGAUGCACUGGCCAGGUAGACAGGAAAAGCCCUGUGAACGUUUGAAUUUCAUUUCCUGUUUGGCCAGCGUGGAGAGCUCACCAGCACAGGUGACCACGCAGAGCUCAUCAGCACAGGUAACAAUGCAGUCUCCGGAGAAUCGAAAAAGAGCUCCAGCAUGGACUGCACGUGAGGUACUGGAUCUGACUGCUGUAUGGGGAGAGGAUUCCGUGCUGACAGAACUCCGUUCCAAAAGACGAAAUGAAAAAACAUUUGAACAAAUUUCCAAGGCCAUGAUGCAGAGAGGCCACACGAGGGACUCAGUACAGUGCUGUGUGAAAGUUAAGGAGCUCAGACAAGCCUUCCAGAAAACCAAAGAAGCAAACGGAAGGUCCGGGGCAGGGCUGAAAACAUGCCCCUUCUACGCUGAGCUGCAUGCAAUUCUAGGGGGGUCUGCCACCACUACCCCACCCCUGUCCAUGGAUUCCAAGGUAGGGGUAAUCUUAGCCAUGCCUGAGGAUUCUGCGGAUGGGGAAGAUGAGGAGGAGGAAGAGGAAGACGAGCUUGCAGAGAGCACACAGCACUCCAUUCUCCCCAACAGCCAGGAGCUUUUUCUCACCCUGAUGGAAUUACCCUCCCAGCCCGCCCAAGCCACUAGCCCAGACAAUGAAGCCAUGGAAGGGACCUCUGCUGCACAUUUUUCAAGCCUCCCUACUCCGUCCCGAAGGCUAUCUCAGAUAAGGUGGUGGAAAAAAAGGCGCAAGACAAAAUGUUCUCGGAAAUCAUGGAAGUGACCCGCAAUGAAAGAGCUCAUCUGAAUGAAUGGAAGGACGUGGUAACAAAGUACAGGAAAGAUGCCAGUAACCGUGAGGACAGGAGGGACGAACGUGAGGACAGGAGGGAUGCUCGAGAUGAGAGGUGGCGACAGGAAGAUCAGCGGUGGCGGGAUGCAAUGCUGGGGCUGCUGCGUGAUCAAACUGACAUGCUCUGGCGUAUGGUGGAGCUUCAGGAAUGGCAGCAGGAUCUUAGAGUGCCACUGCAGCCCCUGUAUAACCACCCUCCCUCCUCACCAUGUUCCUUAGCCUCCUCACCCACCAGACGAGUAAGAACGCGUGGGGGGAGGCUCCAUGCACCUGGUCACUCCACCCCAGUGGACAGCCCAACCAAAAAGCUGUCAUGAAAUUUUUUUAGUGGCCUUUUCCUUCCCUCCUAUCCUCCUCCCAAACCCCACCCGGGCUACCUUGUCAGUUCUCUCCCUCUUUUUAUAAUUAAUUAAUAAAGAAUACAUGAUUUUUAAAUGAAAGUGACUUUAUUUCCUUAGAAAGCAAGCUGUGUUCGAAGGGUGCGGGGGAUGGCUUACAGGGAAUGAGUCAAUCAAGGGGUGGUGGGUUUUAUCAAGGAGAAACAAACACAACAGUCACACUGUACCCUGGCCAGUGAUGAAACUGGUUUUCAAAGCUUCUCUAAUGCGCACCACUUCCUGGUGUGCUCUUCUAAUCGCCCUG
This is a messenger RNA of Gopherus flavomarginatus (Mexican gopher tortoise), 2103 nucleotides long. RefSeq lists its product as uncharacterized. Lineage: Eukaryota; Metazoa; Chordata; Testudines; Testudinidae. The record is from RefSeq and is a predicted model, not a curated record. The transcript is spliced from 2 exons. The coding region runs from base 622 to 1392 and encodes 256 amino acids.